AUGAAUUCACAGCAGCAUUAUAUGUAUGUCAGGGGAGCAAAUGAUAACACUGCAAUCUCUCCUAGGAAUAAUGAGUUCCUAGAAAACGAGCAAUAUGAAUAUAUUUUGAGGUGCAAGUACUGCAAGAAUCCUAUUCGCGAGGAUAGUAAUGUGUACAUGUUCCUUGAUAACAAAUUCUGUUCUGAGACAUGCCGUGACAAUGCCAUCAUGAUGUAUGAGCAAAGGCAUUAUUAGAACUCGUUUUCCUGUACACUAUACCUCUUUUCUGUAUUCCUAUGGAAUGACCGUUUACAGCUGCAGU
Molecule: messenger RNA, 301 nt
Organism: Blastocystis hominis
Lineage: Eukaryota; Bigyra; Opalinata; Blastocystidae
Exons: 3
Coding region: 1-234 (77 amino acids)
Source: RefSeq, a predicted model, not a curated record